UCUGUCUCUUUUUUCCCAUCUCUCCUUGCCUCCAUGUCUUUUUCUCUCUUUCUUCCACUGUUUAGCUGCUUUACCUCUUCUUUAGAGUAGGAUUUCCAGCAGAAACCCCCUUUUUCCUUGUUUAGGAAAACAUUGUUCUGCUUCCAGAAGAAACCGUUGGGAAAACCAUAAGAAAUUUGGCUCUGGUUCUGAGUACUCUUGAAGAAGAAAGGUUCACUUCUGAAAGUCAGUCCAGAGAGGAGCAUAUUUACAGAAAAUUUCUUUAGAAAAACACUUCCUAAUCAUUGCUGAUCACACCUGAGGACAGUAUGGAACUUCAGAAGAUGGCUAACGGUCACCAUGAACUCAGCCCUGGGAAAAGUACCCUGGAGGAUAGAUUCGAUGCUCUGGAGAACAUGGCUGAAAGAGACGAGUUCCUGCCCCAGAAGACUGAUGGAACCAGAGAAACCAGUUUCACAGAUUUCGAGGGAAAAACCUCAUUUGGAAUGUCCGUCUUCAAUCUCAGUAAUGCGAUCAUGGGUAGUGGCAUUCUGGGACUGGCCUAUGCCAUGUCCAACACUGGCAUCGUCCUCUUUCUAACACUGUUGAUCUUCAUUGCCAUUCUGACUGCAUAUUCCAUUCAUCUGCUGCUGAAGAGUGCAGGAGUGGUUGGAAUUCGUGCGUAUGAGCAGUUGGGUUUCCGAGCAUUUGGGCAGACAGGGAAGAUCAUAGCAGCCUGCAUCAUAACUGUUCAUAACAUCGGAGCAAUGUCGAGCUACCUCUUUAUUGUGAAGAUUGAGUUGCCCUUUGUUAUAGAAGGCCUUCUGGGUCACAAAAGCUCAGGAGAAUGGUAUCUAAAUGGAAACUACCUCAUCAUUAUCGUCAGUCUUGGUGUAAUCCUACCCCUUGCUCUCAUGCGACAGCUUGGGUAUCUUGGCUACACCAGUGGUUUCUCUCUCUCCUGCAUGGUUUUCUUCCUCAUUUCUGUCAUCUAUAAGAAGUUUGUCAUGGAGUGUCCAGUGUAUAGUGACAACUCCACCCAAACAUCCAUCUCUGCUGUAUACAGCUCAGACAAUGACACCUGUACAGCGAAGCUCGUUACCCUCACACCGCAGGCUGCGUAUACCAUUCCUAUUCUGGCCUUCGCGUUUGUGUGUCACCCUGAGGUGCUGCCCAUCUACACUGAGCUUAAAAAGCCAACAAAGAAACGCAUGCAAAAUGUUGCUAACAUCUCUAUAAUGGCUAUGUUCGUCAUGUACCUGUUGACCGCUAUCUUUGGCUACCUCACCUUCUACGGAAACGUGGAAGGAGAGUUGCUGAAGAAUUACAGUACUGCUGACACAUUGAUGCUGUGUGUGCGUUUGGCAGUGCUGGUCGCCGUCACCCUGACUGUGCCUGUCGUUCUCUUCCCUAUCCGCCGUGCAGUCCUGCAGCUGCUGUUCCCUGAGAAGCCCUUCCACUGGGCACGUCACAUUCUCAUUGCUUUGUGCCUGCUUUUCUUAGUCAAUCUGCUUGUCAUCUUCGUGCCCAACAUCCGAGAUAUCUUCGGUGUCAUCGGGGCCACAUCUGCUCCCAGUCUGAUCUUCAUACUGCCAGGAAUAUUCUAUGUCCGCAUUGUUCCUGAAGAACAAGAGCCAAUGAAAUCUCGCCCAAAAAUUAUGGCGAUCGUGUUUGCAGCUCUGGGCUUCAUCUUCAUGGUCACGAGCAUUAGCUUCAUCAUUCUGGAAUGGGUGACUGGACACUCUAAAGGAAUCGGCGGCCACUGAUAAUAUAAAUACAUCAGAGCAACAGAAAUGCACAUUCUCGGUAAUGUGAAGCUUGAAUCAAAUGAGCUUUGCAUAUCUUGAUUUAAGGCAAUACUGAACAUACUGAACGUGACAUUUAAAGACUAUUCAAGGAUUAUGUCAUCUUAGUUAAGAAACCUAACAGUGUACCUACACCUUCUACAGUAGACUUGAUGAUGACUCUCAGCUGACUAUUUUGCCUGAAACACAUUUCAGAGUGGUCAUCAUAUCAUGCCUACAAAAAAAAUAAUCUCAAUUUCCAAUUUUUCAAGACAGAUCUAGUUCAUUGUUAUUUAAUUUCAGUGAAGCAACAUCGUAUAAUUUAUGUGAACCAUAGCUUUAGAAAAGAACUGAUUGAAGCUACAGUAUACACACUGCUGACGUUGGUAAACAGCUAAAGGAAAGAUUUUAUUCUGUUUUUUUAUUGAUUUUAGAAAACUGUAACAACAAACAGCGUUACAUGCUUACAGACCUUUACAAAACUUUACAUACAGUGUACAAAAGCUGCAGUGUAGAGCCAUAUGUGGUACAAAUGCAGUUCAUAUCACCUGCAUUGCCAAAGUUAUCAGUUACUAUCCUUUGUGCUCUACCUCCCUGUGGAAUGUUAAUAUUUGCCAUUACAUGAGUUAUAUUAGUUACAUGAGGAAAAACAUCUUUUUUGUCAUCUUUUUGUUACUUUACGAGCUCAGAAUAUUGUCACUGUCGUAACAAAACCUUUAAUGUUUGAAAUGGUCACUUUACAGGAGAAGGAAAAAAGUCCUUAACUUCAAUUAUGUCUGUUGACCAGGGGCCAUUCAUAAAAUGUAAAGGGCAGCUGGCAUUUCUCAACAGUUAUUAAAACUGUCUGGAAAAGGAUUUUGGGAAGGUUUUGCUACAUCAGUGAUGAUACACUGCAGUGUGUUUAGGUCACAUCUGCUCUGUGUAUUUAUGAUGUAAAUUUGUAUUACAGAACAUUCUAGAAAGAUGUAUUGUGUAGGUUUGCUUUACAUUACAGCGAGAUACACUCAUCGGCCACUGUAUUAGGUACACCUGUUCAGUUGCUUGUUAACACAAAUAGCUAAUCAGCCAAUCACAUGGCUGCAACUCAGUGCAUUUGGGCAUUCAAGGGUCAAGACAAAUUGCUGAGGUGCGACCCGAGCAUCAGAAUGGGGAAGAAAGGUGAUUUACGUGACUUUGAACGUGGCGUGGUUUUUGGUGCCAGAUGGGCUGGUCUGAG
Pygocentrus nattereri (red-bellied piranha) is the source of this 2979-nucleotide messenger RNA. RefSeq names its product solute carrier family 38 member 5a (gene slc38a5a). Gene Ontology annotation, molecular function: glycine transmembrane transporter activity; L-glutamine transmembrane transporter activity. The transcript has 16 exons. Gene Ontology annotation, biological process: serine transport; L-glutamine transport; glycine transport. The coding region runs from base 309 to 1745 and encodes 478 amino acids. NCBI's taxonomy places the organism in Eukaryota, Metazoa, Chordata, Actinopteri, Characiformes, Serrasalmidae. The record is from RefSeq and is a predicted model, not a curated record.